AUGGCUCAUCAGAGCCAUGGAGCUUCUCCUGUAUUUAACAAAGAAAACUUUGUUGGGUUUAAUGCCAAAACACCUAAAAUAAAUGAAGACUCUGAGGUAAAAAUAGCAGCUGAUGAUGCCAGAGUCCUGUUAGAGUUUAGAGGGAACCGAAACAACACCAAGAAAAGUGAUGUUUUCUCUAAAAAUGGCAGAAAUGACAAAUUGAUCCCAGUUCAUCACAAGAUGACAUCUGGCAUGCGAUUCAACAGAACCAGAUUCAAAAUCCCCUCGAGAUCCAAAGUGAUUUCAAAUUCUGCCAUUCACACUACAGCGGGUACUAAGGAAGUCACUGUGGAUUUGCCUCAGAAAUUAAACCUGACUGGAAGCUAUGGAGUGUUAAAACUGAUAUCCAAAGACAACCUUGUGCGGAUUGUGAAUUCCCAGCUUCAGAGUUUGCCAGGUCUCAAUAUUCCAGGCAGGAAAAGGAAAAGUCACAGCAGGAAAAGGGAUUUGAUCAACAUGGAUCACAGCCAGAUGGAGGCACUCAAAAUAAAAAAACAAGAUAGGCCAGGUACUCUUGAACUUUAUAACUCUGAUAACCAGACUGUAGAGCUACAUUCAAGCUCUUUUAUAAAUGACAGUCUAAAUCCAGAUCAGACUGUUCGCACUCUUUGGAAACCAUUUAGUGGAUUCAAUAUGGAUGUUGUCGAGGGGGACAGAAAAAUGGACCGGGCACCAGGCACAGCUUCAUGGAAGUACAAACACUUCACGACUCACAUAGCAUCAACUCCCCAAAGUGAGGUCAUGCCCAGCACAGGAACGAAUCACUUCACUGGACAGAGUGAUACCCCUACAUCGUUGCAUAUGGGCAUACCACACACACCUUCUCAAAUGGACUCGGUACAUAGAUCUGAUGUCACUUUCAGCUCAAUGACUGAAAGAACUCUUGAUGUUAAAGGGAAAUCAGAUCAGAGCAUUCACAUGCCAGGACUGGAUUUCGGUGUCACUCAUAAUCCGUUGAUGAAAACUUCAGAACCCAUCAACAGCAGUCAUAUCCUAAAACUUCCCCCAAAUCCAGAAUGGAGAGGGAAGGAAGCAGAGGACAGUGAAGAGAUGACUGUGGACUCCCAUCCAGGAAGAGGUGGUCAGGGACUUGUGUUUCAGGAAAUGGAUGAGGAUGAAGAUGAGGAGCGGAGCCAACAGAAAGGAGAAAUCUCUCGAUCUAGAAGAAGACGAAGCUGGAUCUGGAACCAGUUCUUUGUCAUUGAGGAGUAUGCUGGGCCAGAACCAGUGCUAAUUGGAAGGCUUCACACUGACAUGGACAGAGGUGAUGGACGCACUAAGUACGUGCUGCGAGGUGAGGGGGCGGGGUCAGUUUUUGUGAUUGAUGAGAAGACAGGCAACAUCCAUGUUACCAAGCCCUUGGACAGGGAGGAGAAGGACGAAUACCGGCUGAUUGCCACUGCAACAGAUAGUCAGACAGAGCGUGCCCUGGAGCCUUCCUCCCAGUUCAUCAUUAGAGUGCAAGAUAUCAACGACAACCCACCUGUGUUUGAGGAAGGGCCCUACAGUGCCACAGUACCGGAGAUGGCAAACAUAGGGACCUCUAUCAUCCAGGUUACGGCUUCAGAUGCUGAUGAUCCAACCUAUGGGAACAGCGCUCGACUAGUGUACACGCUGGUUCAGGGACAGCCGCACUUCUCUGUGGACCCACAGACAGGUAUCCUACGUACUGCAGUUUCUGAUCUGGAUAGAGAAGCACAGGAUCAAUAUUUGGUGGUCCUACAAGCUAAAGACAUGGGUGGCCAUUUGGGCGGUCUGUCAGGAACAACAACGGUUACUGUACGGUUGACAGAUGUCAAUGAUAACCCUCCACACUUCACACAAAGUUCCUGGCUGUUCUCUAUAUCAGAGUUGGCCGUGACUGGGGCGGAGGUGGGCCGGAUCUCAGCAACAGAUGCUGACUUGGGUGACAAUGCCAAGCUGGAAUAUACCAUCCUGGACGGAGAGUCAGGGGACACCUUCAACAUUACUGUAGCGAAUCAAGAGGCCGUGAUCAUUCUCGACAAGGCGGUGGACUAUGAGAGCCGGAGCUCUUACUCUUUCUCAGUGGAGGUUCUGAAUCCCACCGUGGACCCUCGCUUCCUCCGCCACGGGCCCUUUAAAGACCGUGCCUCAAUCAGAGUGGCUGUGUUGGAUGCAGAUGAGCCCCCUCGCUUCUCACGAGCACGGUACCGAAUGGAUGUGUCAGAGAACUGCCCGCCGGCUUGCACAGUGGGACGGGUCAGUGCAGUGGACCCAGAUACGGGGCUCACAAACAACAUCAGGUUCUCCAUCGAUCCUCAGUCUGACCCAGAGGCUCUGUUUCGCAUCACUCCAGACUCUGGGCUCAUCACUACUGUAGCUGAGCUGGACCGUGAGCAUGAGCAGUGGUAUAAUGUCACCAUCAUUGCCACACAGAGAGAUAACCCCAGCCAGGUGUCCAGGGUUGUUGUUGCCAUAGAAACGCUGGACUUAAAUGACAAUGCCCCAGAGCUGGACAGGCAGUACAGUACUGCCAUUUGUGACUCUACCUCCACUGGACAGGUGGUGCAGGUGUUGCGGGCGAUUGAUAGAGAUGAGGGAGGAAAUGACAGCGCCGUUCAUUUUAACAUCCCUCUGGACUCCGGUGCUGCCCUCAACUUUAGCGUCAGGGAGAGUGGAGGCCCCACUGCCAGUUUGGUACUGGCAUCACCUUUGCAGACCCUGUCUCGCUCUGCUUCAUCCUCCCUCACUCUUUAUGUCCCUCUGGUCCUGAGGGAUGGGACUUCAGGUUUGACCAGCACAGGAACAGUCACUGUAUCUGUGUGUCCCUGUCUGAAAGGGGGAGCCCGGGCUGGAGAAAAAGAGAAACAAAGUGAGGCAGAGUGGGACAGAGAGACGGUCUGUUUGCCCCAGCACUCUUCCCUGCCCUCACCUGGACUCAGCACUGCUGCCCUGCUGGCUAUUUUAGCCUGUGUGGCCACUCUGUUGGCUGUCAGUGCUUUGUCACUCUCCCUGCGCAGGCAGAAAAGAGACUCUCUUUCUCCAUUAGAGGAUGAUGAUGUAAGAGAAAACAUCAUCACAUAUGAUGAUGAAGGAGGGGGCGAGGCUGACACGGCAGCAUUUGACAUCACAGCGCUGCAGAGUGCUCCUCACAAUACACGCAGGGGGUACCGCACACUGGACAGCAGGAACAUACGUUAUUCACAACACAAUCAGGAUAAGGCUCGUACUUAUAACAGCUGGGCUCAGGCUGGAGCACUGGACCCCGGGCAGAACGCAAGUCAAGGGGCCCCUCUAUACGGGAGGCUAUGCUACAGCAGCCACACCCUCCCAGUGCUACGUCACUCACAGGGGCCUUAUGAGCCUGGCUUAUCUGAGCUGGCUUACCGCUUUCCUGGGAGUCAACCAGAUCACUCACUUGUCAUUCAGAACCAAGCUGCCAUGGUGGGGCCUCUGGAGCCCGGGGCCAAUUAUGGGGGGCCAGCAGAGGUCAGUCACAGCUCUAAAGAAGGGAUAAUAUCUCAGGACAGAGCAACCACAUCAGGGAGAGGAACACCAAGCAAAAAUGACUCAAAGGAGGAUUCAAGCAGUGAUGCUCAGCAGAGUCAGAAUCAAAGACAGGAUCUGGACUGGGUCCAGUCGGAAACAGCCCCACGUGAACGAGAGUUGGUGUUGACCCGUUCCGGCUCAGUUGCUGGGCCGGGUCCCACUGGUGGAUGGGUGUGUGACACCACCACACUUCCCAGAUCAGGGCGGCACUCUUCUCGGGACAGUCUUUCCCUGAACCGAAGCAGUACUGGCAAUGCAGAGUCCAACCACGCCAGAGUGGUGGAUAAUGUUAAUGGCAGUGCGGAGGUCCAGAUGCAAUCUGUCAGUGGCAAUUACGCCACAAUCCUGCAGGGGGAGCCGCAGAGAGACUACCCAGGGACUCUGGGUCGGGGAGGGUUGGAGAUGGGUAGUGGUUUUGUGUUGGGGAGGCCCGAGAGAGAGGGGAGCAUUCCGUUGAGUGGGAGUACCUGUGCUGGGAUGGGAUAUCCAGAGGGUGGAGGGUUCAUGGGAGACUGGCUUGAACGGGUGGGUUUAACAGGGUACCCGCUAGGCAGGAGGGAUAUGACUCCCCAACUGCUUCCAUACCCUGGGCAGGGCCGGGGGGAUUUUAGGGGAAUCCUGGGUUAUGGUGGAGCCUGGCCCUCAGUGCCUGACACAUCGGGAAGGGGUGGCCCUGUAGGAGGGGCACACUCCCUGGCCCUGAGGGUUGGCGAGUUCCUGCGUCUGCGCCUGGCACAGGUAAUGUUUGACCCCUCGCAGCCUCCUUACGACUCAGUGCAGGUGUACGGGCUUGAGGGCACUGGAUCGCGUGCUGGGUCGCUUAGCUCCCUGGACAGCGAGGGAGGGAAGGAUUCCGAGAAGGAGGUAUGGGGAGCAGGGCUGGAAGAUUGGGGCCCACAGUUCCAGAAAUUAGCCCAGCUUUUUAGAGAGAGAGAGAAGGAGGGUGGAGAGAAGGAAGAAGAUGGGGAGACAAGCAUAAAGCACAAGGAUAGAGAAUGGGAGGAGAAGGAGGACCAGUCUGGAGACGAGGAGCAGGCGAAUGUCUGAGAAAGCGAGAGUGAAAGGGAGGGGUGGUACAAUGAUUAAAAGGCAACAGGAGUUAGGAUAAUGGAAAGUGAAUGGUAAGGAGGGAGAGAUGAAGAGGAAAGGUAAUAAGGGAAGACAGGACAUGGAGAGAGAGGGAAGGCAAUGGAGAGAGAGACUGAUGCAAUUUGAAGCAAUAAGCGCUGAUGUGUGAGCACAGAGACACUUAGAGAUGUGUUUCUUUAGCCAGCAUUUAACAUUCCUCAAGUGUGCUGGGAAGCGAGUGCAAGUUAACUCUUCUAGGUCAGGGGUUUUCAAACAUGGAGCCAAAGGACGGUUUUAAAGGUCUGCAGAAAGUUUGAAAGAAAAAAAUAAAAUGUAAAGGCCAAAGCAUACUUCGCACAUCCAUGUUGUGGAUCCAGUCUGCAUGGCCUCCGUCUGUGUGCAUCGUUGCCGCAUGCCCCAGCUAUUGACUCUACUAAAAGAUUAUCACAAAGAAGUGGGCAUGUGUCAAACGUGUUAGAAUUUCCCGGUCAGAAGAGUAUACUCACAAAUGCAACGUGGUCGACCAGGCGUGAGCCGAUCUGGAACAUGCAAAAACAAGUAUACCUGGGCCUUUAGACACAAAUAACAUUUGUGCAUAUAGUUUUGUUAAAAAAAAAUACAUUUUUCAUCUGUCCAAUGUAACGUAUUUGUUUCAGAAAAGAUGUUGCGAUUUUACAAAUACACUUAAAUUAAUUAUGCUCCUAGUUAUAAUGUUGGGCAGGAAAAAAAAAGUUAAUAUUUUCAGAUAACAUUUUUACCAUUUGAUUUGGUUUUAGUACAAUGACACACAAAAAAAAAAAAAACAUUAUUUAUGUAAUAUACAUAUCAUACAUUAAAAAUUGUAUUUAAUUUUAUCCAGCUUAUAGGUUUUUUUGAGUCACAGAUUCUACGAAAUGUGAAUUAUAUUGCAUUUACAUAAAAACAUGUAAGACCAACAGCAUUCCCCCAAAUUUUGUCCCAACUUGCUUAACAAAGUUGUCUGAACGAACAAUCUCAUAUUCAUAUUGAGCUAUUUCAAUUUCUGAUUUGCGAGUUCCCAGCAUGCAUCGCAACAUGUAUAAAUUUAGCGGUAAGUGUUAUACGCUUAUUUUUCACUGUUUGCUGACUUUAUAUAUAAUGCUAAUUUAGUUUUUUUUUGUUGUUGCCAUUGUUAUUUAAUUGUUAAGCGUUCAUCUUCUAACUUAAUGAGGUUUGUUGAUUGUCACCUUUAUUGAGGUUUGUGUGAUAAGGAUUGAGGUCUAUUGUGUGUCUAUGACAAACAAUUGUACAUACUAUUUGUAUACCUUUCUUCAGAGACAAAAAAAAUGCAGUUAAUUUAAAAUGCAGUUAAUUAUUAAUUCUCUAUUGUGAAUUGAUAGUUGGCUGGACAAGAAAUUAGUAGUUUUUUCAACAAGAGAUUUAAGUUGACUAAACAAAGCAGUGAUACUGAGGACAAUUAUUAAGAACUCAAAUAUUGUCCUGCAUAUUUGAUUUUUUAGCUUUGCUCAGUUCGUCAGUGUGUGUGUGUGUGUGUGUUUGUGUGUGUUGUUUUUAUAUACUUUUAACUGUGAAAUCAGUCUUUUUAAAUGAAAAAAAAUUAAUAUAUAUAUAGUUGCCAAUUUAGGAAAGAGGUCAUCAUAUGUGGGGGUCCUUGUCAUCAAAAUGUUUGAAAACCUCUGUUCUAGACCACAUUAAUAAAGAGAGAGAGAGAGAGAGAGAGAGAGAGAGAGAGAGAGAUUUGAACUUGUAAUUCUGUGGCAGUGUGCAAGACAAUGCCACCCCAUGGGAGUAAGAGACAAGGGCUGAAUAACACAGAUGAGAUGUUAAGGAACACGUGAGAGGGGGUAGGAAAUUAAAAUUUGUACAGAAAUUUUUUAUGCAUUCACAAGAGGGCUGAAUUAUUCAGUCCAUUUCAUUCCAAAAGAAAGCACUGAAUAUUACAGUCGAGUCCUGAAUAAUUGUCUGCUGAAAUAUUCUUGGCAUUUACACAUAUACAAACAUUUUCGCGGACGAAAACACACAUCAAACCCUGUAUUUCAUACCUUGCUUGAAAAUUCUGCUUUGCCUCUUCAAUGCGGAUGUCUCAUUGUCAGGGUUCAAGAUUCACACAUUUUGCCAAGAACAGAUUGUUUAUGAAGUUGCUCAAGAAAACAAAAAUCACAAAAUAAAAAUGCUAAAACUGUGCAACAUACUGUAUACGAGGAGAGAGCUGACAAGCCACAAACUAACAGAUACAGUAAACUAUAAUUACCUGUCUAAAAGCCCUUGAAUAAGUAAACAAAUAAAUGUUCAAGUUCGAGACGAUCUAUGAAAGCUGACAGGCCUGCUUCAGCUACAAUGCACUUUUAUAUAUGAUGUUCAUAAAUAGAUUACAGAUUGUUGUUGUUGUUGUUGUUUUUUGUUUUGUUUUUUCUUUGAAAAAAAAAACAGAUGUUUUAUGUUUAAAUGUAAAUAUCACUGAAUGCCAUUGUGAAAAGUGACAACAGUUCUGUGGUCUUUAACAAAAAAAAUUAAAAAUUACCACUAUACAAUGCCACCUAAAAAUACAGGACUGGGGAACUGGAUAUAACUGGAAGACAAUGGACUAGACUGGACAGACAGAACUAGAUUAAACCCUGCCAUUUACAGUAUGUUGGAUUUAUAUACAUGAUAUAGAUGUGUUGCUCUUCCCAAACCGGCCAUUUUUUAAUUGAAUUGAAUGCAAAGUCAUUGUGGAAACUAUGUGAAAAACUGUAAAACAGACUUUUUCUAAUCCUCAUUCUGGGUGGAGCACACACUCUGCCUUGAUGUCCCGAUUAAUCACACUGUUUGUUGCCACGUGGACUCUGAGUCACUGUGACUGGACUAAACCAGAACCACUUUAUCAUUUCACAAUCAUGUGCACGGGUUUAGAGAGAAACGAUACCAGGGGGCUUCACAAGAUCCAAACCUAUACCUGCCGACCAAACCAACAAAUGUCAUGUCAAUAAAAGGCAUGCUCUUAAAUGAUUAAAUUAAAUAUCAUGUCAGUUUUAUUGUAUGGUAAGAAGUUUGACAGAUUACAGAAAGACAAAUUGCAUCCCUGUUGAGUAAUUUUUUCAACAGAUUUUGUGGGACGAUAAAAAGAAAAUGUACUCUGUUCCCAUUUCAUAAAUAAUGUUCAUAAUUUUUUUAAUUUAUUUUUUUAGGUUCAUUAGGUAAAAAUGUAACUGGGUGUGGAGUUACUAUAUUCAUCCUGGUUUCUGCCUUCUUUUUGCACUGUAUUUGUUCCAGCACUAAGUUGGCCCUGUUGGUACUGAGAUCUCACAAUGGCGUGUACUAAAUAAAAUGUAUUUAUUAUGUUAUAUUUUUCCUUUUAUUUUUUGUAAAUUUGAAUAAAGACAGUAUGUUUUGAGGGGGUGUGUGCGCAACAUAAUGUGAAUGCUCUUUUUUUUUAAAGAAACUGCAGACUAAAUUGACCUUUGACAAAAAAUAUGUGUAUGUGUGACUGAGUCAAGUGUGUAAUCCAAUGAUUCUCAAC
Xyrauchen texanus (razorback sucker) is the source of this 8098-nucleotide messenger RNA. RefSeq lists its product as uncharacterized. The record is from RefSeq and is a predicted model, not a curated record. NCBI's taxonomy places the organism in Eukaryota, Metazoa, Chordata, Actinopteri, Cypriniformes, Catostomidae. Gene Ontology annotation, cellular component: plasma membrane; adherens junction; catenin complex. Gene Ontology annotation, molecular function: calcium ion binding; cadherin binding. The transcript is spliced from 13 exons. The coding region runs from base 1 to 4599 and encodes 1532 amino acids. Gene Ontology annotation, biological process: multicellular organism development; homophilic cell-cell adhesion; cell-cell junction assembly.